Eubalaena glacialis (North Atlantic right whale) is the source of this 1122-nucleotide messenger RNA. It is a transcript of the gene SUGT1, whose product is annotated as SGT1 homolog, MIS12 kinetochore complex assembly cochaperone. Bases 85 to 1098 code for a protein of 337 amino acids. The record is from RefSeq and is a predicted model, not a curated record. Gene Ontology annotation, biological process: protein stabilization. Gene Ontology annotation, molecular function: protein-folding chaperone binding. Lineage: Eukaryota; Metazoa; Chordata; Mammalia; Artiodactyla; Balaenidae. The transcript has 13 exons.
UCCAGAAGUUUCCCCCUUGGGCGGCGGCGGAGCUGGUAACCUCGGUAGGAGCAGUUCCAGCAGCGGUAACAGUGACUAUCAGAGAUGGCGGCGGCUGCUGCGGGAUCUGUAGCAGCCCAGAGGUUUUUCCGGAGCUUCUCAGAUGCUCUGAUUGACGAGGACCCCCAGGCGGCGUUGGAGGAGCUGACUAAGGCUCUGGAGCAGAAACCAGAUGAUGCACAGUAUUACUGUCAAAGAGCUUAUUGUCACAUUCUUCUUGAGAAUUACCGUGAUGCUGUUGCUGAUGCAAAGAAAUCUCUUGAACUUAAUCCAAAUAGUUCCAUUGCUCUGCUGAGAAAGGGGAUAUGUGAAUACCAUGAAAAAAACUAUGCUGCUGCUCUAGAAGCUUUUACAGAAGGACAGAAAUUAGAUAGUGCAGAUGCUGAUUUCAUUGUCUGGAUUAAAAGGUGUCAAGAAGCUCAGAAUGGAUCACAGCCCGAGGUGUCUGCAUCCCAGAGGACUUACCAGUCAAAAAUCAAGUAUGACUGGUAUCAAACAGAAUCUCAAGUAAUCAUUACACUUAUGAUCAAGAAUGUUCAGAAGAAUGAUGUAAAUGUGGGAUUUUCAGAAAAAGAGUUGUCCGCAUUGGUGAAACUUCCUUCUGGAGAGCAUUAUAAUUUGAAGCUGAGACUUCUUCAUCCUAUAAUACCAGAACAGAGCACAUUUAAAGUACUUUCAACAAAGAUUGAAAUUAAAAUGAAAAAGCCAGAGGCUGUGAGAUGGGAAAAGCUAGAGGGGCAAGGAGAUGUGCCUAACCCCAGACGGUUCAUAACAGAUGUAAAGAUGAUGUAUCCAUCAUCAUCUCAUUAUACAAGAAAUUGGGAUAAAUUGGUUGGUGAGAUCAAAGAAGAAGAAAAGAAUGAGAAGUUGGAGGGAGAUGCAGCUUUAAACAAAUUAUUUCAGCAGAUCUAUUCAGAUGGUUCCGAUGAAGUGAAACGUGCCAUGAACAAAUCAUUUAUGGAGUCUGGUGGUACAGUUUUGAGUACCAACUGGUCUGAUGUAGGUAAAAGGAAAGUUGAAAUCAAUCCUCCUGAUGAUAUGGAAUGGAAAAAAUACUGAAUAAAUUAAUUUGCUAUCACUGUA